AAGAGUGUAAGAAGUACAUGACUUUCGACGAGUCACAGCCGUCACAUCGGUCAAACUGGUUGCUUUCAACUUGCCGGUGUCGAUUGAUCGUUGUCAGUAAUUAGUGUUGUAGCUUAUCUUUGCUUUCACCACCUGUAUUUCGUGUAUACAUUGUUCGCGUCGGUCGACUUAGAGCCUAUCAUGCAGUGCGUCAAAGGAGGUGUUGGGGAUGUUAAGUCCACCGUGGAAUUCACCAUCAAUGAAACGCCAUACAUCGUGGAUAAGAACAUACUACCUGGAACAUCCCUGAACGUGUUCAUCAGAGAUCAUGCGAAGCUCCGAGGAACCAAAGCCAUGUGCCACGAGGGUGGAUGCGGCGCUUGCAUUGUAUCUGCAACAGUAAAUGGCGUAACAAUGUCUGUAAACUCCUGUUUAGUACCAGUUUUGAUUUGCCAAGGCUGGAUAAUCAAGACUAUCGAGGGACUAGGCAACCAAAAGGAUGGCUACCACGUUUUGCAAGCUACCCUGGCGCAGAAAAAUGGUUCCCAGUGCGGCUACUGUUCUCCAGGCAUGGUGAUGAACAUGUACAGUCUUCUACAAGACAAGAAGUUGACCAUGAAAGAGAUAGAGAACUCGUUUGGCAGCAACAUUUGUCGCUGCACCGGCUACAGGCCAAUCUUGGACACGUUCAAGAGCUUCGCUUCCGAUGCUCCCAAGGAAAUGGUCAAGGAGAUACACGAUAUCGAAGAAUUGUACAAAAUGAAGAUAUGCAAGAAAACCGGUGAACCAUGCCAAAACGGUCACAACGGGUGCGCUGCAGUCAAUCAGAAUACAGACACUGCGAUCAACAUUAAAUUAAGUGGAUCAGCGUUCCAUAAAGUUCUCACGGUAGACACUUUGUUCGAAGUGUUUCGAAACAAUCCUGAUGCUAGCUAUGUUCUUCACGGUGGCAAUACCGCUCACGGUGUCUACCGACUGAAAGUACCUGAUAUGUACAUCGACAUAAACGACAUUUCCGAUCUACGUCGCAUAAGCAAGGAGAGCGACUCUUUAACCAUUGGUGGCGGUGUCUCUCUCACGGUGGCCAUGGAUACUUUCAACAAAUACUCGAAGGAACCGAAAUUCGGGUACUUGCAACACCUAGCCAGUCACAUUGAUUUAAUUGCAAGCGUGCCCGUCCGAAAUAUCGGUACUCUAGCUGGGAACCUGAUGAUCAAACACCAGCAUCGCGAAUUUCCCUCAGAUCUGUUCUUAAUAUUUGAAACGGCCGGCGCUCAGAUACACGUUCUGGAUGCCGGUGGCAAGAAGAGCAUGAACUUCCUGGACUUUUUAAAGUACGACAUGAAGCACAAACUUAUAUACAGCAUAGUGUUGCCUGCGCUUGGAAGCGAAUAUUCGUACAGAUCUUUCAAGAUUAUGCCAAGAGCUCAGAAUGCCCAUGCCCACGUGAACGCUGGUUUCCUGCUGAAGUUAGACAGGACUGGGAAAGUUUUGGGAAAGCCGAACAUCAUAUUCGGUGGUAUACACAAAGAUUUUCUGCACGCGACAAAUACUGAGAAUUUUCUAAUCGACAAAUCCGUUUUCAACAAGGACAUUGUUAAACAAGCUUUGGACAAGUUGGACACCGAAUUGACUCCGGAUCACGUGUUGCCCGAUUACUCUCCAGAAUUUAGGAAAACUCUUGCCGAAGGACUCUUCUUCAAGUUCCUCAUCAAUUUAAAAUCGGAGAACGUGGACCCGAAGGUACGUAGUGGAGGGACCAUUUUGGAGCGUGAACUGUCUUCGGGAAAACAGGAAUAUGAUACGGACAAGAACUUAUGGCCUCUGAAUCAACCGCUUCCAAAGAUGGAGUCAGCCCAUCAGACUUCCGGUGAAGCGCAGUAUAUGAACGAUCUACCACCUAUGCACAAUGAAGUUUUCUGUGCGUUCGUUCUCACCAGUGUGCCCAAUGGGAAGGUCGGAAGCAUCGACGCCUCCGAAGCCUUGAAAAUGAAAGGAGUCGUUGCAUUCUUCUCGGCCAAAGACAUUCCUGGCAAGAACGUAUUCAUUGCCGGGGUCAGUAAGCAGAUGAUGUUGUCGUUCGACGAAGUGUUAUUUGCCGACGAGAAAAUUGAAUUUAAUGGUCAGCCGGUUGGCGUGGUUGUCGCGAUUAGUCACACAAUUGCCAACGAGGCCGUGGAGAAGGUGAAGGUCUCCUACGUUGACGUGAAGGAAGACAAAGGGAUAUUCAACAUAGAACAAGUGAUCGCGUCCAACGACGAAAGCAGACUGUUACAGACAGUACAUUUUGACGCUAAUACCAAAGGAAAGGACACGAAGCAGGUGGUGAAAGGUGUGUUCCGCUGCGGCGGUCAAUACCAUUACACCAUGGAACCUCAGACUUGCGUUUGCGUUCCAAUCGAGGAUGGUUUGAACAUUUUUUCGUCCUCGCAGCACAUGGAUCUUAUCCAAACGAGCGUAGCACUACUCCUAAACAUACCGAAUAACAGUAUAAACGUGAAUGUGAGACGAUUGGGUGGAGGCUACGGUGCGAAGAUAUCUAGAGCUACAAUGGUAGCAUGUGCGUGCGCGUUGGUCAGCUACAAAUUGAAUCGACCGGCACGUUUCAUAAUGAGCAUAGAGAGCAACAUGAAGGUGAUAGGCAAGCGAUACGACACCCGCCAGGACUACGAGAUCGGCGUGGACGACAAUGGGAAGAUACAGUAUUUGGACGCGAAGAUUUGGGGCAACGCCGGUUGCAGUUUCAACGAGAUGCAUGCGUUUCUAACGGCGGAACAUAUGAAGAAUUGCUAUGACACCAGCACCUGGUCCUGCGACGGUUUCGAAGCGAAGACUGAUCUACCAAGCAACACCUACUGCCGAGCACCAAGUUCUACGGAAGCCUUAGGUAUGGUAGAGAAUCUGAUGGAGCACAUUUCAAGGGUUGUUGGGAAAGAUCCUCUGGAGGUGAGGCUGGUGAACAUGAGUUCAGAUUACAAGGACAAGUUGCAGCCUAUGCUGGAAAAUUUGCGCAAGACAGCGGACUAUGACAUGAGGAAGAGAGCCGUGGAAACGUUUAACAAUGAAAAUCGAUGGAAGAAAAAGGGAAUAGCGCUGGUGCCGAUGAUGUAUCCCCUCACUGUCUGGGGACAGUUCAACGCACUCGUUGCAAUUUACGCCCGCGACGGUACCGUUUCCGUUACACACGGUGGCGUCGAGUGUGGUCAGGGUAUUAAUACCAAGGUAGCUCAGAUAGCAGCUCACACGUUGGGCAUCGACUUGUCGCUGGUCACCGUCAAGCCGAGCAACAAUUUAACGGCACCGAACAAUUUUGUGACCGGUGGCAGCAUUACCAGUGAAAGUUGCGCAUACGCAACGAUGAAGUCUUGCCAAGAACUCUUGCAACGACUGGACCCCAUAAAAAAGGAGCUAAAGAAUCCCACUUGGCAAGAAUUAGUACUUAAAGCAUAUCAAAAGAACGUUGAUCUUUGCGCGCGUUACAUGUAUUUUCCAAACGACGACAUAAAGUCUUACCAAAUCCAUGGAGUCACAAUAGCGGAAGUCGAAGUCGAUAUGUUGACUGGACAACACCUUGUGAACAGAGUGGACAUAACCGAGGACGUUGGCGUCAGCAUGAAUCCGGAAAUAGACGUAGGUCAGAUAGAAGGUGGCUUUGUCAUGGGUCUCGGAUUUUGGACCUCUGAAGACUUAAUUUACGAUCCCAAGACUGGCGCAUUAACAAAUUACAGAACCUGGAAUUAUAAACCGCCUGGAGCAAAAGACAUUCCUGUCGAUUUUCGCAUCUACUUCCAAAAUUCGCCCAAUCCAUUGAGCGUUCUCCGUUCCAAAGCAAUCGGCGAACCACCUCUUAUCAUGAGUUGUGCAAUUCCAAUCGCAAUUCGCAAUGCAUUAGACUCGGCAAGAAAAGACGCUGGGAAUAAAGAUCAGUGGUAUCGGUUGGAUGGUCCUGUAACCACGGAAAAGGUUUUACUAAACAGUUUAACCAAUAAGGAACAAAUGGUGCUUUAAACUAAAAGUUGAGUUUUUCUUAAAUAAAAUACGAUGUUGUUUAAUA
Molecule: messenger RNA, 4033 nt
Organism: Megalopta genalis
Lineage: Eukaryota; Metazoa; Arthropoda; Insecta; Hymenoptera; Halictidae
Molecular function (GO): iron ion binding; 2 iron, 2 sulfur cluster binding; FAD binding
Source: RefSeq, a predicted model, not a curated record